Molecule: messenger RNA, 2227 nt
Organism: Mangifera indica (mango)
Lineage: Eukaryota; Viridiplantae; Streptophyta; Magnoliopsida; Sapindales; Anacardiaceae
Product: F-box protein SKIP17-like
Exons: 13
Coding region: 89-1801 (570 amino acids)
Biological process (GO): SCF-dependent proteasomal ubiquitin-dependent protein catabolic process
Cellular component (GO): SCF ubiquitin ligase complex
Molecular function (GO): protein binding
Source: RefSeq, a predicted model, not a curated record
CCUUACCUUAGUAGUACGAAGGCUGGCAACACCCACUGCCGUUUGAUGAACUGAAACGCGACCACGUAGAUGGACACGUGUCAGGAAAAUGGACGUUCGUACUCUGUGUAUCUUACUCCCAUCCCUUGCUUACAAAAAAACUCUCCCAACCAAUCUCUCACGUCCACCCACCCUGGAUACCCUCCUCCACCACCACAACACCUCACCACCAUCACCAUCGCCAUCACCACCAUUAAUAUCAAUGGCCAAGCGCCCUUGCCCUUCCUCUUCCACAUCUCAAAUCCCUAACGCCAACGCCAGCGCCAAACAGAAUCCUUCAAUGGACUAUCUGCUAGAAACAUUUCUUGAUAUGGCUGACUCUCCUCUGUCCAUCGGCUUGUCCUUCGAUAGGCUCAUCGACUCCACUCCUUGCGACGCCGAUCAAUCGCUGCUCAUCGAUCGCGCUCUCAAAUUAGGCUCCUUACUUCUUGAAGCCGGUAAUCGGUCGGCUCGAAAACGCGCCUCCAAGCAUAAUUCACUCGCCUGGGUCCUACCUCCUGAUCUCACCAUUAAAGUGUUUUCUAUGCUUGAUAGUCAGAGCUUGUGCUAUGCUGCUGCCACGUGUUCUAUGUUCUACAAAUGUGCUAUGGAUCCUCUGUGCUAUGCUAAUAUUGACUUGAGGACAAUUGUGCCUAAGGUUAAUAAUGCUGUUGUGUCAACAAUGAUCCAACGAGCUGGAAGAUGUCUUCGGUCUCUUCAACUUGGCACAGUUCCUGGUCCAACUGCCUCUCCUUUUUCUUGUCAGUCCCUGGUUUACACUAUCAGGAACUCUGUAGAUGUGUCAAGUUUCUCUUGGAAUGAUAAAAAGACCAGGCAAGGGAAAGAGUCAUUCAUUCUAACAAGAUCUUGUCUAAAACCAUUAAGUGGGGAAAGUGGUGCUGCUGGGUCACUUUUGAGAAGGUUGCACCUUUACAACAUUGAAAGAAUGGAUAACACAUCACUUUGUAUGGCAUUAUCAGCCUGCCCAUCUCUCCUCGAUCUGGAAAUUGUUGGCCUUCAUGUUGAAUUGAGGCAAACAUUGAUGUCAGUAAGCAUGAAUUGCCCCUUGAUAGAGCGUUUGUUCUUUGAGUCUUCAAAAACAGGAAGAGAUGACAGUUUGAAAUCGCCUACCUGUGUUGACUUCGUGAACAAUUGUCCACAUCUAACUUCUUUGGCGCUUAGAGGUUUUAAGCUGCCAGACUAUAAAGUUCGCAUACUUCUCAAGGGACUUUAUAAGCUAAAGUAUGUUGAUUUUUCCACAUCAUACUCAAUCACUGGAACUUUUCUGAGAAAUCUUGGAAAUGGAACUGGUGGGAAUCUGCUAGAAGUGUUGAUUUUACGAGAUUGUAUGCACCUUAAAGAAAUGGAAGUUGCUCGAUUUUUGACAGUAGUUCUUGCAGGAGAUUUCAAGUUUCUUCGACAUCUUGACAUAUCCAAUAGAGAAGGUUUAGCUUCUGAAGGUGAUUGGUAUGAGAGAUGCUUCAACUCUAGAAUCAUUCCUUUAAAGGAGGUUUCAGAAGAAAGGCCUGAUCUCUGUUUGCUGGCUGAGUUUCCAUCUGAAGGAAGCUUCAUUGACAUUGACCAUAUGGUUGACAGCGAGUUCAAUAGUGAGGUCAGCUUGUCAUCUCAACUUAGUAGUCAUAUGUCAGAUAUCUCACUGCUUAUGAGUUCUUCAGAAAGCAGCUAUAGUAGUGAUCAGGGUAGUGGCAACGAAGAGGGUCAAGAUUCCGGUUAUAUAAUUUUUGAAGAAAGCUCAGAUGAAGUGGAUUUUCUGGCUGUUUAGGUGAACCACCAGAAAGAUGCCCAGUGUGGAAAACAUGGCCAGCCAACUAAUUAGGAUGGAGGCCUUUUGUAGAACAAAGCUGGAUUGAAGAGUGGUCGUGAAAUCGACUUUGUUAGAAAUGUAGAUCUUAACAGUCUGUAAAGUUCAUGUCCUCCUCCGUACCGGUAUUAAAUCUGUAUGCCACACUAUUGCGGCAGUUUUUCCAGCUUGGUCAAUUAAAUAGAGGAACUUUUCGCCCUACUUGUAAAAGCCUUUGGGGAUUUUUUUUUUGUUAACCCCUCUUGUUUCUCUUUUCGCUUAGUUUAUUUUUGAGAUGUUUAUUCUCUUCUGUAAUUUGUAGCUGAGAUCAACACUGAAUUAAUUUUAAUCAUCUAUCAAGAUUGUAAUUACCAGCGUGCUGACAAAUUAUAUUUCUAUUAAACGGAA